Messenger RNA from Pyricularia grisea, 381 nucleotides. RefSeq lists its product as uncharacterized. The transcript is spliced from 3 exons. The record is from RefSeq and is a predicted model, not a curated record. The coding region runs from base 1 to 306 and encodes 101 amino acids. NCBI's taxonomy places the organism in Eukaryota, Fungi, Ascomycota, Sordariomycetes, Magnaporthales, Pyriculariaceae.
AUGCAGUUCUCCAAGAUUCAGCUUUUCACCCUCCUGGCCGCUGUCGGCGCCAUGGCCAGAAACGUUGCCCCCGUUAAGACCAAUGACACUACCGACGCCGCUGCCCCCGUGGACAACAUUGCUCCCUCCACCACAAUCUCCAUUGGUUUGUUCGGCUCGGAUGCCAAGACAACCGAGAAGGAUGCUCCCCUGGAACGUCGCAUUCUCAUCAAGAACUGCGAGGCCAGGACCAGCAAGCCUGAGUGCGAGAGGAUAUUUUCCGGCUGCAAGUGGCUCCGUGGCUCCUCCUACUGUGUCGACAAAUGAGCUUCACGCAGUCUUGAGAGUAGAUGGCGCGGGCAUAAAAAUCUGAAAAUUGAAGAUAUGGGCUUUAGACUGUAU